AUGAUAACCAAUAGAGAUGAAUUGGAAAACAGGCUGGAUGGUGCUGAAAUCUGGAUCGGAAAUUCUACAACAAUCAGUGACCCUGAAAGCAUCAGGUGUGCCGUCAUCUCUCACAUUCCCAGCGGACAAGCAUUUUACUUUCCAUGUAACUCUAUGAAGGGACGCUACGUCACUGUGUUUCUACCAGGAAGUGCAAAGGUCCUGAGUCUCUGUGAGGUUGAAGUGUACUAUGGAUACCCAUUAACCAAUGUGGCACUCAAAGGAGAAGCUACCCAGUCAUCUACACUCUCUGUUGCCACGGCGUCCAAAGCCAUCGAUGGCAGACGGAACUCGUUCUACAGCAAUGGGUUCUGUAGCCACACGGCUGAAGACGAGACCAACCCCUGGUGGAGGGUGGACCUGCAGCGAAGUUUUACAAUCACUGCUGUAAAAGUCACCAACAGAGGAGACUGCUGUGCUGAAAGACUGGAUGGAGCUGAGAUCAGAAUAGGAAACUCACUGGAGACCAAUGGAAACAAUAAUCCCAGGUGUGCUUCCAUCUCACAUAUCAAUGCGGGUAAAACCUACACAUACCGGUGUGAUGGAGGCAGCAUGGAGGGUCGCUUUGUGAACGUGUUUCUUCCUGGACAGAAGAAGACUCUCACCCUGUGUGAAGUGGAGGUGUAUGCUGCCCCAGCAGUUGAACCGCUUCCAAACGUGGCCUUAAAGAAACAAACAGUACAGUCAUCAACUUGGUAUGGGCCAGUGUUUGGGCCUUCAAAAGGUGUCGAUGGAUGCAGAAAUGGAGACUUCAACAUAGGAUGCUGUUCUUGUACUGCAGAAGAGCUGGGUCCUUGGUGGAGAGUAGACUUGUUAGCUGUCUAUAAAGUCAGUGCUGUCACCAUCAUCAACAGACAAGACUGUUGUCCUGAAAGGAUUCUUGGGGCAGAGAUUCGGAUCGGGGACUCGCUGGAUCAAAAUGGUAACCAAAACCCCAGUUGUGGCAUGAUCAAAUCAUUAGCAGGUACACCAACAUACACAUUCCAGUGUAAUGAAAUGGAAGGUCGCUACGUCAAUGUGAUCAUACCAGGAAGAAAGACUUUCACAACCCUGUGUGAAGUGGAGGUGUUUGCUUCUCUAUCUGUGCCAGAAGCUGUUACUCCUUUACCAACUCCUCCCACACCUCCUCCCACUGUGAGCCUGCAGCUUGGUGGCAGGAACGUGACGGUGGUGGGAGAGAGGCUCUGCUGGUCUGAUGCUCUGAUGUACUGUAGACGUUAUUACUGGGACCUGCUCAGCCUUCACAGCCAACAGGAGCAAAGCGAGUUGGAGCAGCUGCUGGGCCUCAUUCCUUUCUCCCUCACAGACCACGUCUGGCUGGGACUGCGCAGAUCCCUCAGAGGAGAUGAGUGGUUCUGGAUGUCUGGAUAUUCCAUGAAUUUCUUAAAUUGGCCACAAGAUUUUGUUCCUGACAGCUACUCCAGCAGCUGUGGAGGCGUGGCCAGCACAGAGAACUUCCUCUGGCAGGACCAGCCCUGUGAGGAGAACCUCAACUUCAUCUGCCAAUCAGGUGCUGACGAUGGCGUGCAGAGAGUUUAUUUCUCCAGCACCAAGGAUCCAACAAGUCCAUAGGAAAAUCGAU
Molecule: messenger RNA, 1621 nt
Organism: Oreochromis niloticus (Nile tilapia)
Lineage: Eukaryota; Metazoa; Chordata; Actinopteri; Cichliformes; Cichlidae
Exons: 9
Coding region: 1-1611 (536 amino acids)
Source: RefSeq, a predicted model, not a curated record